Messenger RNA from Anisakis simplex (herring worm), 294 nucleotides. The record is from the annotation of a GenBank genome assembly. NCBI's taxonomy places the organism in Eukaryota, Metazoa, Nematoda, Chromadorea, Rhabditida, Anisakidae.
GUAUAUUUUGGCACUGGUCAUGCACGCAUUUACUUGGCUGGAAAUUGUUUGCGGUUCAUUUGCUCGACUGGUAUGUCAUCGUUGAUGCGCAAAAGUGCAUUGGAGGAGGCGGGUGGUUUCGAACGGUUUGGCGCAUUCCUGGCUGAGGAUUACUUCUUUGGAGUGGCUUUCGCGAAGAGAUUUCGAUGGUUCAUACCAGUAUAUUGUAGAGGAUGGAGGAGUGUUAUUUCAAGUUUGCCAGCGCUGCAAAAUGGUGCGAGACCUGACCCGAAAAAAUUCCGUGAACGCAUUUGC